This is a messenger RNA of Thermothelomyces thermophilus ATCC 42464, 857 nucleotides long. RefSeq lists its product as uncharacterized. Gene Ontology annotation, molecular function: proton-transporting ATPase activity, rotational mechanism. Gene Ontology annotation, cellular component: proton-transporting V-type ATPase, V0 domain. Lineage: Eukaryota; Fungi; Ascomycota; Sordariomycetes; Sordariales; Chaetomiaceae. The coding region runs from base 122 to 727 and encodes 201 amino acids. Gene Ontology annotation, biological process: proton transmembrane transport. The transcript is spliced from 5 exons. The record is from RefSeq and is a predicted model, not a curated record.
CGCAGCUCCAACAAACGGCAAGCUUGAAGCCGCGGACGACGACGACGCCGGGAAGCGCACUAUCAAUCGCGAAACAUUGCUUAUCCCGGGACACGACAACCACCGCGGAUAUUUAACAAAAAUGGGUCUCACGUACGGAAUCGGCGGGAUAGGGUCGACCCUGGCGGUCGUGGGAGCUUACAUGCUCUUCACUGGCAGCGGUGAAUCCUUCAAUGUCGGCGCCUUCCUCGAGUCCGUCUCCCCCUACGCGUGGGCAGACUUGGGCAUCGCGCUCUGCAUAGGACUCUCGGUGGUGGGUGCAGCAUGGGGCAUCUUCAUUACCGGCUCGUCCAUUCUCGGCGGAGGCGUCCGGGCGCCGCGGAUCCGAACCAAGAACCUAAUCUCCAUCAUUUUCUGCGAGGUCGUGGCCAUCUACGGAGUCAUCAUGGCCAUCGUGUUUUCGGCCAAGGUCAACCCGUUGGAGGGCGAGGCGGCAUGGUCGCCCGAGGCGUACUAUACAGGUUACGCGCUGUUCUGGGCCGGCAUCACCGUCGGCAUGUGCAACCUCAUCUGCGGCGUUUCUGUCGGUAUCAACGGGAGCGGUGCCGCAUUGGCCGAUGCUGCCGAUCCCUCGCUGUUCGUCAAGAUGCUGGUCAUCGAGAUUUUCAGCUCAGUCCUGGGCCUGUUUGGUCUGAUUAUUGGACUUCUCGUAUCCAACAAGGCGACCGACUUUGGCAGCAGCUCCUAGAGCCCUCCUCCCUAACUCGAAUUAACCCACACACACACACACAUCCGCAUAUCUACGAACAUCUCAAAGUUGAUUUCAGACUGCAGCGACAAGCGUGUCUGUGUAGCGUCAUUAUUAUCACCGGCGUUUC